Oreochromis aureus is the source of this 1320-nucleotide messenger RNA. RefSeq lists its product as uncharacterized. The transcript has 3 exons. Lineage: Eukaryota; Metazoa; Chordata; Actinopteri; Cichliformes; Cichlidae. The record is from RefSeq and is a predicted model, not a curated record. Bases 87 to 734 code for a protein of 215 amino acids.
UAUAAAAGGCUUGGUGUUGAUGUAGGCUUUCCUGUCUGUCUCACUAUCAGGCUGCUGCUACUCCUCUCUCCACCCUCCGCUCACAGAUGGCUGCUGUAAGAUUGCUCCUGUUUUUGCCUCUAGCAUCUGUUUCUGCAGCGCUACAGCUGGGUUUGCAGGUGAAGCUUGGAGCUGACGUCACUCUCCAGUGUCAGAUUAUCACAGAUGAAAGAAUCUCAGUGCUGAAGUGGAGCAGACCUGACCUGAACACAGACGGCUACGUCUACUUCUACAGGAACAAACGCUCCUAUGAAAACUACCAACAUUCAUCUUUUCAUGGCCGAGUGAAGCUGAGGGACCCGGAGAUGAAGGAUGGAGACGUUUCUGUGAUCCUGAAGAACGUCACAUUUAAUGACACUGGGAUUUAUGAGUGUCACGUAGCCGUAAGGAACCCUGUGAGAAGUAAAAGAGUUCACACUGAGAUCAGUCACUUCAUCAACGUCACAGUCACAGGUGAAACGCAUGAAAAUAUGCUGGAGAGACACAUCGUGGAGAGAGAAGAUGGAAGUGGAAACAUGUAUGACAUGCAACAGGCUGGAAAUCCGCCUGUCCUUAUGUUUGCUGGAGUGACUGCCAUCAUCAUCGCCAUCAUUGUUCUUCCUGCAUUUCUUUUGUUUGUGCUGCUCCUUAAAAUCAUAAGAAGCAAAAAACUAGCUGUGCAUCCUAAUCAGGAAGCUACUGGUCUGAAAUGUUAAAGUUUCUUUUUUUUAAAGAAACUUUAAACACUGAUAUUUACAUUCUUGCAACAUCAAUUCAUUUUAGUACAUUUUUCAAGUAAUCCAAACUAAAAGAAAUUCUCUGUUUCAGUUGAGCAAUUUUACAGUACUUAGAGGGGGAAAAAAAGAAAAAAAGAAAAAAGCACUCAACAAGUUGUCUGCAGAGAAGCCAUUUGUCUAGAUAACAUUAACCUUUAAAACUGUUUUUUUUUAUGCUAAAAAUAGGUUUAGACUUUGUUUGGAUCUUACAAAAAAAAGCAAUAAUGAAGUAAAGGAGAUUUUCCAUGAAACAGAAAUGACUGAUUCUGUGUCAGAAGUCAUCACCAAUGAUGAUCCAGACCUCAGGAUUAAAAAGGCACAGUUUUAAUGAUAAAAUGAUUUCUGAAGAUGUGCCGCUGGCCUUGAAGCUGAAAAGACUUUAACUCAGGAUACAUUUCAAGUUGCUGAGUUAAAUAGCAAACAUUUUUUAUUAAUGAAAACAACUGAGCUUUUAAAAUGUGUAGUUUGAGUUUCUCCUUUUCUUCUUUAACUACAUUUCCCAUAGUGAACAUCUGAGCUUCAGCCC